Mycena citricolor is the source of this 1672-nucleotide messenger RNA. The record is from the annotation of a GenBank genome assembly. Lineage: Eukaryota; Fungi; Basidiomycota; Agaricomycetes; Agaricales; Mycenaceae.
AUGUCCAAUACGAACACACCGGGCGUUUGGUCUUUCUUUCUGAUCUUCAAGGCCGGCUCCGGAAAUCUCUUGACGGAUCCGCAGGUUAUGACUUCACCGACUCUCGAACGUGGUCUGUUUGGUGGUGGCAAUUCAGGCAGGUUCUUCGAGAAGUUUCCUGAGCAGCAUGUAUGCUCCGGUUACUGCAAGUUUUUUGGACUGUCUAGUCUCAUUGAUAUGUCCUCCGCUUAUCAGCAUAUAAUUCCCGGCCUCCAUACUUUCUCCGGAGAGUAUCUUCUUCUCACGAUGUCUGCGCCCCCGCCGACCCACGAAACGAUCGAUUUGGGGCCGCUCCUGGGCGUACCGCGCCUCUGGUGUGGACUCUGGCAACUUUCCAGCAACGCCUGGGGUAGUGCGCCUGUCUCCAAGAUCCGGAAGUCCAUGGGAGACACCGUUGAUCGUGGGUUCACGGCCUUCGAUAUGUGUUUCCCAGCGGACCAUUAUGGGAGCGCGGAAAUUAUUUUCGGCCAGUUCCGGAAGUCGUGCGGCACUCAUCCGGACCUGGUCGUUGGCGCAACCAAGUGGUGUGUCUUCAAAACCAUCAUCCCCGAUCGAACCACCGUCGAGGCCGCUGUGCGCGAGAGGAUGCUUCGCAUGCAGAGUGAGAAAGUAGAUUUGCUACAGUUUCACUGGCAAGAUUACGAGGACAAAGGGUAUCUAACCGCGCUCGAAAUCCUGGACGAGCUUCGCUCUGACGGCCUCAUCACCGCGCUUGGCCUCUGCAACUUCGACGCCAUCCGCACUGACGAGAUCUGCACGCACCUCGGGCCGGGUGUCAUUGUGUCGAAUCAGAUCCAGUUCUCAUUAAUCGACACGCGGCCCCUGCACGGCAUGACCGAUGUAUGUUCACGCCAUGGUAUUAAACUGCUCACAUAUGGCACGCUGUGCGGUGGUUUCCUGUCUGACCGAUGGCUUGGCCAGCCUGCGCCCGAUUUGUACUCCGGGGACCUAACUCCGUCGCAACGCAAGUAUCUGGACAUGAUACUGAAAGCAUGGGGAUCCUGGGCUCUUUUCCAGACCCUCCUUCGUUGCUUGCGCGACAUCGCGGACGAGCAUGGGUUUGACGUCAGCAUCGCCAACAUUGCCACGCGCUGGGUUCUCGAUCAACCCGGUGUCGGCGCCGUGCUCGUCGGGGCUCGACUGGGCAUUACGUCCCAUCUGGAGGACAACCUUCGAGUGUUCUCACCGGCAUGUAAGCUCACCGAACAAGACAAUCACAAGAUCGAGGUCGUUCUCGCACAGUCCCAUGGACGAAGAAUGAUUACGACGAUUGGGGACUGUGGCGCAGAAUAUCGGUGAUACAUUCCAUGCUUUGAAGGGAUGAUCAGGGCGAUGCGAUAGGGAAUGAUCAGCAGCUCCGGUUCUGGACUUCGGGCUGUAUUUGGAUCGCCGGCUGGAUGUUAUUACAUUUGCGGGAGUCCGACGGGCGGGAAUAAGUCGCAUAAAGUCUCCAACACAUGAGAAAUGUUAUGUACGGUUGCGAUGACUAGCCCCAUUAUGCGCUAGGCGCAGAAGCGGAUAUGGAUCAUGCGUCGCCUUUCACAAUUGACUGUACUUAUCAUUAGCACCUCGCUGGAUGUUGAUGAGCGCUGAAUUACCGUAUAACCCAUCAACUCACCGAGGCACGGACUCG